Chanos chanos (milkfish) is the source of this 1415-nucleotide messenger RNA. It is a transcript of the gene eva1c, whose product is annotated as eva-1 homolog C (C. elegans). Gene Ontology annotation, molecular function: carbohydrate binding. The transcript is spliced from 8 exons. NCBI's taxonomy places the organism in Eukaryota, Metazoa, Chordata, Actinopteri, Gonorynchiformes, Chanidae. The coding region runs from base 1 to 1308 and encodes 435 amino acids. The record is from RefSeq and is a predicted model, not a curated record.
AUGAUCUCAGCGGAAUACAUGACGUGUUUCAGGACUCAUCGACCCAAAUGUCUUGUUCAGAUACUUGGUGUUCUGCUUCUGUGGACCAAAGAAGUGGACGGAUUGGCAGACUUCUCGAGUUAUUUAUCUAAAAUUAUCAAUAGUCAUUCGAGCCAUGCGUACGAUGGAGACCUGUUGUUGUUACGUUGCCCAAGACAUUCUACCAUAUCAAUCCAGUCUGCGUUUUAUGGGCAAACAGAAUUGCGGGGCCGCUUCGGCUCCUGGACACCCUCCCGCUGCAAGAGGGAUUAUCAUCGCUGCUCAGCACCUGCCGCGUUUCAGAAGAUGCUCUCAGAGUGUCAGGGACGGAGAGAUUGUCAGCUGCUGGUGAACCAUCACGCGUUCGGCCUCGACCCUUGCCCUGGCACCCCUAAACACCUCCAUGUGACGUACAAGUGUAAACCCACUGAACACAAGGAGAAAGUCGGUUGUGAGGGAGAGCGGCUCUUGUUGCACUGUAAGCAUCCCAAAGCGCUGGUUAUAUAUGCUGCCGUGUAUGGAAGACGAGCGGGGGAGGACAGCGUCUGUAUCUCUGAGAGGAAGGAGGUCUCUCCAUUUGAUUGCUUGUACUAUGGAGCUGUGGACAUAGUGACAAAACUCUGUUAUGGGAGGCAAAGGUGCUUUAUAAACGUCGAUAAUCAGCAUUUCAGAGACCCCUGUAGUCCAGGAACUACAAAACAUCUCACUGUAUUCUACUCCUGUGUUCCACAAACACUACUGAAAGAGGCAGAUCCAAAUGUUUUCAGGACUACCUCAACUCCCAGACAGAGUACCGCAAAAGAAGAGCUUCCUGCCCAUCCCAUAAGUGCCAGAUCGCCAGAAAAGAAUGCAGUCGUCGUGAGCAACUAUCUGAUGACAUACGGCUACAUCAAAGAAAACCUAGAGAUGACGGCUCUACUCUUCGUCUCCAGUGUGUGUAUGGGUUUGAUGCUAACCCUGCUAGCUGUCUCCGUGAAACUAUCCUGCAGCAGGGGUCUCAAUGAAAGAAAGCGAACCAGUAGGAGGACCAUCAGGAGAAACAAAUCAAACAACGAAAACGAUGAAAACGAUGAAAACGAUGACGACGAUGAUGACGACGACAGUGAGGAUGAGGGCUCAGAUACGGUGAUGGACAGUUCCUUGUUGUCAGAGGUAGCCAGAAAAGUGCAUCAUUGGGAGGAAUUGACUUACACCACAGAGGCUGCGGAGCUGAUGGAGAGGAUAGAGCGACGAGAUUUAGUCAUCCAGGAAAUCUGGAUGAACGCCUACCUCAAUGGAACUCCGUGCUAACUUUGCGACACAAUUUAAACGAAGCUCAGAGGGAUGCCGAAACGUAGACUAAAGGCCGCGUUUCAUUUGUCCUGUCGUCUAAGUGGGCGGAGCUUUGGACACACUGA